AUGGAGUGGCUUGGUCGAGCCAAGAUUGAGUUUACUCAUUCACCAACGCCGAGAGCGAUCAAGGAGAAAGAUGGCACGGAUACGGAUCUGCUCAAAAUCUGCGAGGCAACUACGCCGCCAUGUCACCUGAACCCGCUACUAUUCAAUGGCCACAUCCAGACCAUGUGGACGGCGACGAAGCCCAGUGGACCCCCAGUCUUCUACCGUCGCCGGUUGUUCAAUGCGGACCAUGCCACUUAUCAAGGAUCGUAUGCUGUCGACUUUGCCGUUGAGCCUUUUGAAGGACAUGAUCCGACGCUCCCGCGCAGAACUGUCUAUUACACAGAGGAGGAGGAGAAAAACUUGGGAUCCGACGACAGCAGGCCCAUGCUAGUCGUCCUGCAUGGUCUGUCUGGCGGCUCUCACGAGAUCUACCUCAGACAUACCAUUGCGCCUCUUUUGGGCAAAGGAGGCUGGGAGGCCUGCGUUGUCAACUCGCGAGGAUGUGCUGGAAGCAAAAUCACUAGUGGAGUGCUGUACAAUGCUCGCGCCACCUGGGAUGUGAGACAGACGAUCAAAUGGAUUCGUGAAAAGUAUCCGAACAGACCACUUUUUGGCCUCGGAUUCUCCCUCGGCGCCAACAUGAUGACAAAUUAUUGCGCUGAAGAGGGUGAAGGCUGCAUCCUCAAGGCCGCUGUUGUCUGUUCGAAUCCAUUCAAUCUGGAUUGUACCAGUAAGCUCAUGCAGAGCACCUUGAUUGGAAGAGAACUCUACUUGAGAGUAAUGGGCGCAUCCAUGAAGCAGCUCGUAACUACUCAUAGGGAGGAGCUUAAGGAGCACACAAAUCUCGACCUGGAAGCCAUCGAGCGUGUAACCUAUCUGCAUGAUUUUGACAGAGAGGUCCAAUGCCCGACUUGGGGCUAUCCGACGGAAUCUGCAUAUUACCGAGACGCCUCCUCCUGCGAUUCAGUCCUCUCCAUUAAAAUACCCUUUUUGGCUGUGAACGCCAAGGAUGAUCCCAUUGCGCUCAAUGGUGCUCUUCCGUACCAAGAAUUCCGCCAGAAUCCCAACACCAUUCUUCUCACGACGUCACUCGGCGGCCACCUUUGUUGGUUUGAGUGGGGUGGUUCGCGAUGGCUGACCAAGCCCGUGAACAACUUUUUGAACCACAUAGCCCGCAAGGUUGACUUUGAAUCGAUCAAGCCUACCAAAGAGGCCCAGGUUGACGAAGUCCCUGUUCCCUUUGACCCCAUGCGACGGAGACUUCAUGUCCUUCAGAUGUAA
Cordyceps fumosorosea ARSEF 2679 is the source of this 1263-nucleotide messenger RNA. Its product is annotated as hydrolase, alpha/beta fold family. The transcript has 6 exons. NCBI's taxonomy places the organism in Eukaryota, Fungi, Ascomycota, Sordariomycetes, Hypocreales, Cordycipitaceae. The record is from RefSeq and is a predicted model, not a curated record. Gene Ontology annotation, biological process: medium-chain fatty acid catabolic process; medium-chain fatty acid biosynthetic process. Gene Ontology annotation, molecular function: acetylesterase activity; monoacylglycerol lipase activity. Bases 1 to 1263 code for a protein of 420 amino acids.